This is a messenger RNA of Lindgomyces ingoldianus, 1623 nucleotides long. RefSeq lists its product as uncharacterized. The record is from RefSeq and is a predicted model, not a curated record. Bases 1 to 1623 code for a protein of 540 amino acids. The transcript is spliced from 23 exons. NCBI's taxonomy places the organism in Eukaryota, Fungi, Ascomycota, Dothideomycetes, Pleosporales, Lindgomycetaceae.
AUGUUUAUUCAGCUCGCUACUAGGGAGGGAGUAACAUGGAUCUCAACUUGUGGCUUUAAAUUCAGGUGUACUAUCGAAGUCACCAAAGAAUGUUUCAUGCCUCCUGAGCAGCAUAUUGUCGUUAAAAGGACGGAACGAAUUCGGAAAUGCUCGUAUCUUGUUCAGUUGCUAGGAGAAAUGGUAGAUACGAGGAACGGCACGGCCGCCUGCCUCGUCGUCACAACUCAUUUUCUUGUGUACAUCUUGCCUAAAUGUAUUUUAAUACAUUCCUCAUGGAGCUCCUUUGAAAAUCCGCUCACUCGCCAGUUUUGUUUCUUUGAAAGGUUAUUACACGAUAUUCUAUUCUUUCAUACACUUGGGAAGCAGAUCAAGAAGGAGUUAACGUUAUUGAUCGAGUGGAGGCUGUGUAUGACGACAUACUAUGCAUCUAGGAAUGUCAACUAUGCUUACAUGACAGGCCACGACCACGUCCUGGGCCCCCAACGCCCAAAACCUACUCCUGCGGACCCUUUAAACGAGCCGCGCAACCUUUCGCUCGGAUUUUCUAGCGCUGCGAAGGGUUUUGUGAGAGGUAUCGAGCAGGAAACACAGGAUAGAGGGGCCGAGGAGCUUAUAUACCUAGUGCCAAGCCCUCAGGCCACUCAGGGGCCAGAUAACCUAAUCGAUCAGUGCACUUACGGAAUUGUACGCAAGGCCCGCUCACCCGCGCCUGACCGUACGGGGAAUUCUGAAGUUGAUGGCCUAUUCUCAGUUUUUAUUCCGAGCCACAAUGUUGUCCGGUUGGCUUUUCAUGUGAGAUUGGAUAUCACUGAGAAAAUCGGCACGGCUUUGAGCCAAAUUAUGGACCUGAUGACACCUCCGUCUUCCGAGAGACUUCACACCGAAGAUAUCGUACCAAAGGAAAAGUUAUUCAUGGGUGUCGUUCGCUAUUAUGAACCAAGAGAGUUCACUUACAGACCUUACAAAGAUAGCCAUCAAGCCGGCCUGAGCUCGGGUGAAAUUCAUUGUCUAUGUUUUCGCUGCUCCCGGAGGUUAUCGAUGAGCGACGAACCUAAACCGUAUGAAGAUGCGAUUAUAGUUUCAGUUUCGGCUUUAGAAAUUUGGGCUUGUGGUGAAACUUUUUCGCUCAGCUGGGCUAUCUCUUCCCCAGACCUUACACCUCGCCUUAAUCUACCUAGUCUGGCUCUCACUACCGAAUUGACAGCUCGCAUCUCUAUAUGCCCUCCAUCAGCUCUAUCUACGCUCCCUGCGAUAAGAACCGUCCAAGAAGAUGAGCAACUCAACUUAAAAAGAUGGUUUAUGCGAACAAGGCCUUGUAUCAGCCUUGCAUGUAAGAGGCUGUGGAAUGCGCCAAGCUUCAUGUCAAUACAGGCUAGGAAGCCCCAGGUAUCGCAGAUUAGAUGGGAUUCCCAUAAAAGUGGAGGGCCAAUCAGAGAAGCCGCAUGGGUUAUGAAGCAUGAAUCCAUUCUGCCGGUAGAGCAGCUUAGAGGCAUUUUUCCUUCCAAAAUAUAUGAUGUGGAUUUACAUCGCAAAGGUCUCAAGUCUGGAUUGAAUAUCGAGAAGAAGUGGUGGCACAGUGCCGAGUUAACAUGGACGAACUCAGAGGGAGGAGCCCUAAAAUAG